Acipenser ruthenus (sterlet) is the source of this 3429-nucleotide messenger RNA. RefSeq names its product macrophage mannose receptor 1-like. The coding region runs from base 298 to 3429 and encodes 1043 amino acids. The record is from RefSeq and is a predicted model, not a curated record. Lineage: Eukaryota; Metazoa; Chordata; Actinopteri; Acipenseriformes; Acipenseridae. The transcript has 12 exons.
CACGUGUUUGUGAAUACUCUGAAGAGCUGGUCUGAAGCUCAGAGCUACUGUAGUGAGAAUCACACAGAGCUGGCCACUGUGCACAGCCAGGAAGAAGCACAGCAGCUCUUAGAUAUUGCAGGAGCUUCUCUGAGUGAUUCUGCCUGGAUAGGGCUGUAUCGUGAUGGCACACAGAACUGGCAGUGGUCUAACAGCGAUGAUGUCAUCUACUCUAACUGGAGGGCAGACCUCUUCUGUGCUUCAGUCAAUUCAGAGGGAAAGUGGAUUGAUUUACCCUGCCACCUUCAGAACGCUUUCAUGUGCUACCAAGAGACCAGCAACAUCACUGAGAGAUACACCCUGAUUGAAGUUCUGAAAACCUGGACUGAAGCUCAGCAGUACUGUAGAGAACACCACACUGACCUCGUCAGUAUAAAGGACGCCAGUGAAAAUGAAGACCUAGUGAAGAAAGCGCAGGGCACGCCCUUCUGGAUAGGCCUGUUCAAUGAGCCCUGGAAGUGGUCACACCAGGGGGAUAACUACACAUUUCACUACUGGAACACUGGGGAACCAAACAAUUUGGGAGGCAAUCAGAAAUGUGUGAGGAUGUACAAGAGUGGCACAUGGGAUGACAAAGACUGCAACUCUCAGUACCCCUUCUUCUGCUGUGUGGGCGGCUCCUCUGGUCAGUGUUUGUAUGAAGGAACUAAGAAGACAUGGCAGGAUGCUCAGAGCUACUGCAGAAACAAAGGCAAAGACCUGCCCACCAUACAAGACCAGGACGGGGUUAAUACGCUUAUGGGUCUUAUACCUACAACUAAAGAGAAUAAUUUCUGGAUCGGGCUGUACCAUGACAAAGAUAACUGGCAGUGGUCCAAUGGAGAUGACGUCAUCUACUCCAACUGGAGAGCAGACCUCUUCUGUGCUUCAGUCAAUUCUGAUGGAGAGUGGGAGGAUUCAGUCUGCAGCGAGAAGAAAGCUUUCAUGUGCUACAGUGAGACCAGCAACAUCACUGAGAGAUACACCCUGAUUGAAGUUCUGAAAACCUGGACUGAAGCUCAGCAGUACUGUAGAGAACACCACACCGACCUCGUCAGUAUAAAGAACGCCAGUGAAGAUGAAGACCUAGUGAAGAAAGCGCAGGGCAAGACCUUCUGGAUAGGCCUGUUCAAUGAGCCCUGGAAGUGGUCACACCAGGGGGAUAGCUACACAUUUAAAACUUGGGCCAGUGGGGACCCAGACAACCGAGGAGGCAAUGAGAACUGUGUGGUGAUGGGUAGGACUGGUGGAUGGUGUGAUACUGCCUGCAGCACUCCGCGCCCUUCCUUCUGCUGUGAUGGCGGCUCCUCUGGUCAGUGUUUCUAUGAAGGAACUAAGAAGACAUGGCUGGAAGCUCAGAGCUACUGCAGAAACCAAGGCAGAGACCUGCCCACCAUACAAGACAAGUACGGGGUUAAUACGCUUAUGGGUCUUAUACCUACAACUAGUGAGAACCAUUUCUGGAUCGGGCUGUAUCAUGACAAAGAGAACUGGCAGUGGUCCAAUGGAGAUGACGUCAUCUACUCCAACUGGAGAGCAGACCUCUUCUGUGCUUCAGUCAAUUCUGAUGGAAAGUGGGAUGAUUCAGUCUGCAGUGAGAAGAAAGCUUUCAUGUGCUACAAUGAGACCAGCAACAUCACUGAGAGAUACACCCUGAUUGAAGUUCUGAAAACCUGGACUGAAGCUCAGCAGUACUGUAGAGAACACCACACUGACCUCGUCAGUAUAAAGGACGCCAGUGAAAAUGAAGACCUAGUGAAGAAAGCGCAGGGCACGCCCUUCUGGAUAGGCCUGUUCAAUGAGCCCUGGAAGUGGUCACACCAGGGGGAUAACUACACAUUUCACUACUGGAACACUGGGGAACCAAACAAUUUGGGAGGCAAUCAGAAAUGUGUGAGGAUGUACAAGAGUGGCACAUGGGAUGACAAAGACUGCAACUCUCAGUACCCCUUCUUCUGCUGUGUGGGCGGCUCCUCUGGUCAGUGUUUGUAUGAAGGAACUAAGAAGACAUGGCAGGAUGCUCAGAGCUACUGCAGAAACCAAGGCAAAGACCUGCCCACCAUACAAGACCAGGACGGGGUUAAUACGCUUAUGGGUCUUAUACCUACAACUAAAGAGAAUAAUUUCUGGAUCGGGCUGUACCAUGACAAAGAUAACUGGCAGUGGUCCAAUGGAGAUGACGUCAUCUACUCCAACUGGAGAGCAGACCUCUUCUAUGCUUCAGUCAAUUCUGAUGGAGAGUGGGAGGAUUCAGUCUGCAGCGAGAAGAAAGCUUUCAUGUGCUACAGUGAGACCAGCAACAUCACUGAGAGAUACACCCUGAUUGAAGUUCUGAAAACCUGGACUGAAGCUCAGCAGUACUGUAGAGAACACCACACCGACCUCGUCAGUAUAAAGGACGCCAGUAAAAAUGAAGACCUAGUGAAGAAAGCGCAGGGCACGCCCUUCUGGAUAGGCCUGUUCAAUGAGCCCUGGAAGUGGUCACACCAGGGGGAUAGCUACACAUUUCAAACUUGGGCCAGUGGGGACCCAGACAACCGAGGAGGCAAUGAGAACUGUGUGGUGAUGGGUAGGACUGGUGGAUGGUGUGAUACUGCCUGCAACUCUCAGUACCCCUUCUUCUGCUGUGUGGGCGGCUCCUCUGGUCAGUGUUUCUAUGAAGGAACUGAGAAGGCAUGGCUGGAAGCUCAGAGCUACUGCAGAAACAAAGGCAAAGACCUGCCCACCAUACAAGACCAGGACGGGGUUAAUACGCUUAUGGGUCUUAUAGCUACAACUAAUAACACCUAUUUCUGGAUGGGGCUGUAUCAUGACAAAGAUAACUGGCAGUGGUCCAGCGGAGAUUACAUCAUUUACUCCAACUGGAGAGCAGACCUCUUCUGUGCUUCAGUCAAUUCUGAUGGAGAGUGGCAGGAUUCAGUCUGCAGCGAGAAGAAAGCUUUCAUGUGCUACAGUGAGACCAGCACCAUCACUGAGAGAUACACCCUGAUUGAAGUUCUGAAAACCUGGACUGAAGCUCAGCAGUACUGUAGAGAACACCACACCGACCUCGUCAGUAUAAAGAACGCCAGUGAAAAUGCAGACCUAGUGAAGAAAGCGCAGGGCAAGCCCUUCUGGAUAGGCCUGUUCAAUGAGCCCUGGAAGUGGUCACACCAGGGGGAUAGCUUCACAUUUCACUACUGGAACAAUGAGCAACCAAACAAUGCGGGAGGCAAUGAUAAAUGUGUGAGGAUGUACAAGAGUGGCACAUGGGGUGACAAAGACUGCAGCGUUCUGUACCCCUUCUUCUGCUAUGAUGAUGCAACCCCCUCAGACCCUCCUUCAACAACGCUCUCUGAAGAUCCAGCCCCCUCAGACCCUCCUUCAACACGGCUCUCUGAAGGUAUGCAGUUAGAUCCUGCAUUCAGUUGA